Messenger RNA from Rhagoletis zephyria (snowberry fruit fly), 5716 nucleotides. RefSeq lists its product as uncharacterized. NCBI's taxonomy places the organism in Eukaryota, Metazoa, Arthropoda, Insecta, Diptera, Tephritidae. The record is from RefSeq and is a predicted model, not a curated record. Gene Ontology annotation, cellular component: actomyosin contractile ring. Gene Ontology annotation, biological process: septin ring organization; mitotic cytokinesis; actomyosin contractile ring assembly.
GCUAGUGGGUGAUAAGUGAUAACGACGAACAACGUUUUAGACGGCAUUUGAAAUCCAUUUGAAAAGUGUAGUCAAACUCGUUUGAUGCAAUUGCAUUGUGCAACGUAUCAUCCCUAUAUUGCACUUAUGAGAUAAGCCGCUUAUGAAGAGGGGAAUUGCAGUUAAAAAAAAAAAUUGUACAGUUGGAGAGUUGUAAGUCUGAGUGAAAUCUAGUUGUUGCAUUUCGUGUCGAGCGGCGGCCUCAAAUGCAUUUCUGUGUUAAACUAUGACCAAUCCGAAAAUAAGAAAAUCCAAUAAAAAAUCAACAGCCGUAGUAAAUGUGCAACAUCAGCAAAAUGAAGAUGGAACUGUAUUGGUGAAUGCGCUGAACGAUUCUGGUGAUGGCGUGGAACUGAAUUUGGAUGAUUACUCUAUUGAGCCUACCUCAAAUUCUGAAGAUGUGGAAGAGGAAGAAGAUGAAGCUAACUCUUGCUCUUCCUUCAGCCUACAGGAGUGCAUUAAUGAGUUUCGUGCACGCCGUAUUCGCCGCUUAUCCACCCAAAGCCGCGAAGUAGCUCAAACAGAAGAACUGGCUAGUGGCUUUGCGACCGAAAGAUGUGAAAAGAAAGCGUUACCUGAUCCAGCUGACGCAGAUUUAAUCAGUCAAAAUCGUUCCAAUAAGGAGCAGGAACGCAAGUGCAAGCCAUGUCGCAAUGGUUUUUGUUAUUGUUUCACCAGCGACAGUGGGGAGGGUGGCGGUGUGUGCGCAGCAGCGGGUACACGUGCCGAACACGUGCGUCAGCUCAGGCGUCACAGGCGCUCUGAGUGCAAUGAACUUAGUACAGUUCUCCCGAAAACCUACGUUAAUCCAGCUGACCACAGAGAUGUUCGACGCGAGAGCUUGUCUGGUAACUUCAAAAUACCAGCUGAACCAAUGACACAAGCCUCACCACAAAAGCAUAAACAAGAUAAAAUAAAACGCAAAACAACCACAGAGGCUACUACUAACGCAAACGAGCUAACGGCGAUAAGUCGUUUAGAGACUAGUGCAGCCGAUGCACCUUUGAUACAUAUUAUCCAAGAGUUGCACAAUAACUGUGUAAUUUCUGAAGUGCGUGUAAACAAGCACAAAUUGCAAACUAAUAGCCAAACUGUUGAAAACUCGAAUGUUGGACAAGCGUUCAAAUUAUCACCACAAAAACAAACAAAACCACAUUCCACACGCCUCGUACAUGAGCCCACUGCACCACCCUUAGAAAGUUUUACUUUAGCUAAAAAGCAAGCACAAAGUAAGCGAGACACAUUUCAUGGGCCAGUACUAGAUAAAAUCAGUGAAUUGGAUUCACUUUCCGAUGCUUUCACAUUCUCCACACCACUUACUAGCAGUUCAAAGCACACUGAUAGUGGGCGUCGUAGACAUAAAGCAGGCGGACGUUUACUACAAAAGCGUUUAAGUUUAUCGUCGGUGCACUCUAAGCCCAGACGGUCACUGCAAGCACCGCCCAAACCACCACGGAGCUAUAUGUGCGUUGAAGAAACAUCUGCAGUAUCUUCCUUGAGCUCUACGUCGCCGUCACUGCGUGAAGCAGAGCGUAUACUUGACGAAUUCUUGAUCAGAAAAGGUGCGAUGGUGAGAGAAGCUGAGAAAAAGGCAGCAAAGGGCGCGGAAAAGGUGAAUAAAGCGGCUCAGGUUGAUAUGAAGAAAAUGGUGUAUGCCACAGAGAGAAGGCGCGAACAGCGCAAAUCUUGCCCGUCGAGCUUCACCGCAGAAAAGUCGCGGCGGCAGCAUAUACUGCCAUCUUGUCCCUCACUUAGCGACCUCGAACGCUCCGCCGUUGAUUCGAACAAAAAGUAUAGCAAUUAUGAGAAAAACAUACGUCAGAUAGCUGAAAAGCCAGUAAAAGAACUCAGUUUCGGUUGGAAAGAGCCAAAAAUCACAGAUAUGCUUAAUUGUAACACAACCACUAAGGAACGCCAAUUCAGAUCUCAAGCUGUACAGGCUGAGCCACAACAAGCUGUUGGCUGGCAAAUACCACCGAAAGUUAAUCUGGACACAGUCGAUGGUGUAUGUUCCAAUUUGGCUGCUAAUAUCUCAACUAAAAGCACACCUGUCAAGUCAACGCCCAUGUCAACGCCAAAGAAUACGCGUGAAUCUCAAAAGUUCAUUUGGAGUGAGCAAUGGCGUAACAUCUCACCAUGGUGCAAUAAACAAACGAAAAGUGGAGAUCGAGCUUUGAAAAGUAAUUUAAAAUCUUCAUCGCGUACGCUUCUAAGUAGUUCGAAGAAAAAAAUUCUUCGUUUAGUCACUCCCAAGCGGGAUAACAUACAGCGCCGAAGAAACUAUUCAUCGCACAGCAUUGGUAUUCAAACGUCUCAGGACGAAUUGCAGCCAUACGAGCCAAGCAUGACGCCCCAAUCACCACCAGGAAGCUAUCAUUCCGCUGUACAAACUUCAACGCAGACUACUACACCGAGUUGCUCGCAAAAUACAAAUGAAACUGAGCCACGAAACUUUGAUUUUUCGCGCACAGUUCAUCCACCGCCCAAAAAGGCUCCACGCGCUGCCUCACAACGAAAGCUAAAUUUUCCUCUCCGCGGUUGUGCGGAAAGUAGCUGCCUUUCGUGUGAACAAGGCACGCUUAGUACAUCCAUGAAGACGAAAACAUAUCGCUCAUACCAUGGCGAUUUGGAUCAAGAUGUAACAAUGUCGAAGCUUGGCUACAUACUCGGAAAUAUACGCGCGAAGUUGGAGGCUAGUGAUGAUCAUGCGGUCAGAACAUUUCAGGAAAUUGAACGCCGUGAGCAGCGCGCCGCCGGUUUCGAUUGCACCGAUGGGCAUAUUCUACGUCGGCAAAUGCGUGUGGGCGUGGAAAGAAGUGAACAGAGCGCCAAUCAACAGGAACCUAUUUACUCUGAAAUUGAAGAAGACAGCAUACAUAUCACGGGCACGCCACAUUAUGACAAUAAAACAAGCGCUAAGGAAAUAGUAACAAGCAGACCGGAUGUGGAAGUGUUGUAUGCCAAAGUCAAUAAGGCCAAUAAAAAGCUGAAGCCACAAGCUAUGCAUACAACUCCAAUGCCAUUAGGAAAGCUAUUACAUGACUCGCUGAAAAAUUCAGAUAUAUCCCCGUUUACAGUACAACUGCCAACGCUGCAGGAGCAAUCUGGCAGUGAUACAUCCUACAUGUCGCCUCCGCAAGCGCAUGUGUGUGCGACAGCCACUUCAACAACACUAUCACAUUGCCGUUCACUGAAUAAUGUGCGCAUGCAGGAGCAGCAUUCUCCGCCAAAGCGAGAUCGUAACCUAAAUAAAUCCGAUCUGUCGCUGCAUCGUAGUGAGAUAUUUUUAGACAACCUGUGUCGAAGUGAGCUCGUACCGGAAAAUGGUGAACUGGAGCGGGUUGAGAAAAUGAAUAAUAAUGAUUUAAACAAAUCCUACGGUUCCCUACGUACCGAUUCUAUGGGCCAAAUAAAUACAUAUCGGCACUUCUCUACAUCCACGCCUACUCCAAACGAUUCAAUAUCCUAUGAUACGCCAAAUGACGCAGACUUUGAUAACAUUUCUCAGGCAGAUAUUAGCCAAUCAGGCUUAAGUUUGGCUAACGAAUCGAUGACAUCUGGUGCUCCAAACACACCGAAAAAGCAGAAUGCACCCAAAUUUGUAACUAAGUCACACCUAAGCAAACAACGAUUGUCUAAUCUCAAUCCAUCGACCGAUAUCUUCUCAUCGCCUUCAUCUUGCCAUCAGCCAAGUACCAGUUGCCCUGCUACACCACGAAAAGCUCAAUCAGAUUAUCCAACAGAUCUACCACACACCUCCAGUCUCAAUGAAGUACACCAAGCCGACACUGGAGAUCAAUUCCAACAAGAGCAACUUUCAACACCUAGCGGCAGUUUUAAUGGUCAAGUUCAACGUUCUACAAUCGGCCACAGUUGCAUUAAAACACCUUCCAGCAAUUUAAACAUUCCCUCUUAUAAGCGUUUAAAAAAUGUUUUGCGCAACUCGUUUAAGCGCAGCACGAACUUCGUUAAAAACGAGACACGUCGUCUAUCCAGUUCUUUUAGCUUUCCCUCGUCACAUAUAAGCUUGUCGAAGAGCAUAAAUACGCACAAUCAAACCGACCCAAACCUGCAUGCUGCCACGUCCACAUACGAUUUGGAUGCAUUGUUCGCAUUGGACGAAAAAGCGCCAGUAACGCAGCAAUUAGCGCAAGCGGUAACUAUUUGUCGACAACUACCGGAAGUAGAAAUUUCACCUGAAAUGGUGGAAGCUGAACGUUUACUGCUUUUUUCGCGCCUACGUGGUGACGUGUGGCCUCAGCAUGGUCGGCUGAUUUCAGCACGUGCUUGCGGACAACACACACAUCGUUUUUAUGUGGAUAGCAUGCGUUUGCCCAUAAAAGUCGAUGUUAAUCAAGAUUUCUUCUUCAACUAUUUCUAUAUAGUGACUUUCGAGUGUGGUGGUGUAAUAAAGUCCACACAAUCGGCGGAGUGCCACAACGGACAGGCAAUAUUUAGUGAUUGCGGCAUUGAAUUUGUAGGCGGUUUGGGGAAGGAGGAUAGCGAGGUGCGCUGUAAAAUAUUUAUGUUGCGGUUGCGCAAAGUAUCUACACUAUCGCUGGAACCCAAGCGGCCCAUAGUUAAAAUACCUGCUUUACGCACACCUGGCGGCUCAUCGACAUCAUCUUCGGGCGAUGAAAUCGUUUCACGUUUUCGCCUACAUGCCAGCUUUUCACUUCAUGCCCGCAAUUUUGUGCCGUACGAGUACGUAGAAUGCGAAUCCAAGAACACAGAUAAACUUUGCUUGCGAGCCAGCGCCAAAAAUUGUCAAUUACCACUAACACCGUGUACACAAUCUACAAAUCUCAGUGCUGCAAUUCAAAUAAGUGGCCGCACGGAAGUUCGCCUGCCUAAACAUACGCAUAGUGGUUUUCUAAAUGUGCAAGAUCCUCAUACGCUUCACAAUUGGAAUCGACGUUGGUGUACAUUGGAUGGUAUCUUCGUACACGUGUGGACAGAUGAAAAUCAAAUGGAUGAAAAAUUGCUACUAUCUUUGGAUAUGCGCUCGAAUGUGCAGUCAACGCCACUGCAAAUGGCCCCGCGGGAAUUGUGUGCACGUGCACGCGCUUUUUGUUUGCAGUGCUCGCUACAAAAGGCCGGAGAGGAAGUGGAUACAGCGGCAGUAUUUUUUGCAGCAGAUACACAGGAGGAACUGGAGGUGUGGUUGAAGCAGCUAAAUGCAGUGCUAGAAUUUAUUGAAAAGUGGUUGCAUGCUAAGAGCGGCGAUGAAGAAUAUUAGUGUGGGACUUUUCUUUCUUCUCUCGCACAAAUUUUCUUAUGGAAUUUCAUAUGCCUUAUAUUUGAUAGCUGUAUUUAUUUUUUUUGUAAUUCCUACUAAUACAUAGUUUUAUACAAAUUUGGUCGGUUUAUAUAUAUGUAUGUAUGUAAGUGCUUAUGAUACUUACACAUUUAGGAUAGAUAUAUGUUUUUAAUAAAUUAAUAUUUACUUAUAAAAAUAAGUCGUUGUCAGCCGAUACAUUAAUCUUUGCUUGUUUAUAGAAAAUCUCGUAGAAACUUGUCAGCAUAAUUUGAAGCAACUGUAUAGUUUUUUAAAUAGCGAAAAAAUUCUGUGCGGUGGUGUAAUCCAAAACCUAAGAUUUCAAUAGUCCACCUUUUUUCCCCAAGUAGAGAUAAAAGUAAAAAAUCAGCUCCAUUCAGUGGGGUAGAUGACAAUUUU